AUGGUGUAUGCCGAAGACGUACUCCUCAUCCUGCGCUCUCUAGAUGAUGUCGCCCUGCUGCACGAGUGCCAGGAGGCAGAUCACGACCUGUGCCGGCUGGAAGACCUACCAGAGGUGGCCUUCGCAAAUGUCAAGAGAAAGCUGCUCUCCUCCUACAUGGUCUGGUUUCACCAACAGGACACCCUGGAGGAAAGCCCUGCCCUGCAUCUCACCGGAGAGGCCUCUCUGGAGAGAGAGAGAGCGAAGAAGGACGUGCCACCGCUGGAGAAGCCGGAGGCGGUGAAGACACAUCUGCGUGACAUGGUCAUCAUCUCUGAGAUGGUGGGCAGCAUGGUGGGCGUGUACAACGACAAGACCUUCAACCAGGUCGAAGUCAAGCCCGAGAUGAUUGGCCACUACCUGGGCGAGUUCUACAUGACCUACAAGCCCGUGAAGCACGGUCGGCCCGGUAUUGGAAGUAAAAUCUCUGUGCACAUGCCUUGAUUUUGUUCAGAAUCAAUACAAAAUAAAUAAAAAUACAAGUUAAA
Petromyzon marinus (sea lamprey) is the source of this 527-nucleotide messenger RNA. The record is from RefSeq and is a predicted model, not a curated record. NCBI's taxonomy places the organism in Eukaryota, Metazoa, Chordata, Hyperoartia, Petromyzontiformes, Petromyzontidae.